Molecule: messenger RNA, 2595 nt
Organism: Closterium sp. Yama58-4
Lineage: Eukaryota; Viridiplantae; Streptophyta; Zygnematophyceae; Desmidiales; Closteriaceae
Source: the annotation of a GenBank genome assembly
AUGCGGCGGCCCCUCGCCGCUUGCUGUCGACUCUGGUGUGCUGAGCCUGAGGGUGCUGAGCCUGGGGGUGCUGAGCCUGAGGGUGCGGAGCCUGGGGGUGCCGAGCCGGAGGGUACAGCGUCUGGGGGUGCUGAGCCACAGCACUCUCGCCGGCGGGAGCCUCUCUCACCACAGCAGCUGCGCGAGUGGUUUGCUCAGCGCACCCGCCUUCGGAGUGGCGCUGCUGGAGCUGGAGCCCCUACUGCUGGAGGCACUGCCACUGGAGGCGCUGGAGCUGGAGGCGCUGGAGCUGCUAGUCCUAGAGGUGCUGGUGGUAGUGCUGGUGCUGGAGGCGCUGGAGCUGGAGGUACUGGAGCUGCUGGAGCUGCUGGUCCUGGAGGUGCUCGUACUGGAGGUACUGGAGCUGCCGGAGCUGGUGGUGCUGCUGGUGCUAGAGGUGUUGUUGCUGGUGGUGCUGGAGGUGCUAGCGGUGCUUCUGGUGCUGGCGGCACUGGAGCUGGAGCUGUUGCUACUCGUACUGGAGGUGCUGGUGCUGGAGGAGCUGGAGCUGGUGGUACUGGUGCUCGUGGUAUUGCACAGCGGCGACCGUUCUUUGCUCCGACGUCGCCGUCGUCUCUGCCACCGCCUGACUCGGUGCUUCGCGAGGUUCUUAGCCUCCCGUCUUCUACUGGCCUUACUCCUCCCUUACUGUGUCCACCGCCUGACCAAUCGCAGCCACAGUUACAGCCAGACUCCCCACUGCCUGCACCUUCUCCUUACACUACGCAGACAGGCUCUCUUACAGAGCGCCGUAAGCCUGAGUCUCAUCCUGUCUCACCUGUUCGAGCUGUUUGCACUGGUCGUCGUGUUCCUCGUCCGCGUCCUCCUCCUGUCCCCGGCACUCACACUAUGGCACUUCGUCCUUCCUCUGUUCCACAGCGUGUCCCCCUGCCGUCUCCUCCUGCGUCCUCUCUUCCGCACGUUCCGGACACUAAGUCUGACUUGGUUCGUGCUGCUAGCCCUACUGUCACACGUCUCCUAGCCACUGUUGUCACUGACCCUUCGUUUGAGUCCACUGCUGCGUCUGCCUUAGUUGCUGAGCUGGUUGACUUUGCUGCUGCCUGUCGUCUCGACUACGCCGCUAGUCUUGUUGCUGAGUCUGAGUCUGACUGUCCUCCGUCCGUCGGGGCUGCUGUACCUCAUCUCGUGGCCAUGCUGCUUGCACCUGAGGGAGACCCGGAUGCAGUGGAUAUCCCGACCCCGCGCUCUUACACAGAGGCGAUUACGGUUCCCCCUCCUAGGGCGAACAUAGUCGAUGGCAUGUGGAUUUUCAGGGUGAAUCAACCGCCCGGUUCUCCGCCUGUCUUUAAGGCUCGUUACGUUGCACGAGGCUUCAGUCAGCGGCAGGGAGUUGACUUCUUCCAGACCUUCUCCUCUACCCCGAAAAUGACCACUCUUCGGGUGUUGCUGCACGUUGCUGCUCAGUGUGACUACGAGCUUCACUCUCUUGACUUCAGCACAGCUUUCUUACAGGGCAGCCUGCACGACGACAUCUGGCUACGCCGCCCACCUGGCUUCACUGGGUCGUUUCCUGCAGGUACCCAGUGGAGCCUCCAGCGGCCAGUCUACGGUCUCCGCCAGGCGCCUCGUAAGUGGCACGACACACUGAGGACGACACUUGCGGCUCUUAGGUUUGCUCCUUCGACUGCUGACCCAUCGCUGUUUCUGCGCACUGACACUUCGCUGCCGCCGUUCUACAUCCUCGUGUACGUUGACGACUUGGUUUUUGCCACUGCUGACACUGAGGCACUGGCCCUUGUGAAGUCGGAGCUGCAGAAGAGAUACACGUGCACAGACCUGGGUGAGUUGCGCAGCUACCUUGGCUUGCAGAUCACCCGGGACAGAGCACGGUGCACCAUCACCCUGACUCAGUCACACAUGGCCCACCAGGUCCUUCAGCGCUUCGGCUUCCGGUUUUGCUCGCCGCAGUCCACUCCUCUGCCUACAGGUCACUCGCUCUCAGCUCCACCUUCGGACGAGUCCGUAGAACCGAGUGGCCCGUAUCCAGAGCUUGUGGGCUGCCUCAUGUACCUGAUGACCUGCACUCGACCUGACCUUGCGUACCCUCUUAGCAUCCUGGCACGCUACGUUGCGCCCGGGAGACACCGACCAGAGCAUGGGGAAGUGGCUAAGAGGGUGUUGCACUACUUGUGCAGUACAUCGGGCAUGGGGCUCGUGCUUGGAGGACGGGGUCGGAUUGUCCUCACUGGACACUCAGACGCGUCUUGGGUUGACGACCUAGCUACGCAGCGGUCGUCACAGGGUUACACGUUCAGCCUUGGCUCCGGCUCUGUUUCUUGGCGGUCUACCCGCUCGUCUUCUGUUCUCAGCUCCAGUUGUGAGGCUGAGAUCUACGCCACAGCCAUGGCUGCACAGGAGUUACGCUGGCUCACCUACCUGCUGACCGACUUGGGAGAGCGGCCUCAUUCUCCUCCAGUUCUGUACGUAGACAACAAGGCCGCUAUUGCCUUGUGUCAGGAGCACAGGCUGGAGCACAGAACGAAGCACAUCGCUCUGCGUUACUUCCUUGCUCGAGAGUUGCAGCAGCGUGGUUAG